Paramormyrops kingsleyae is the source of this 2443-nucleotide messenger RNA. RefSeq names its product complexin-3-like. Gene Ontology annotation, molecular function: syntaxin binding. NCBI's taxonomy places the organism in Eukaryota, Metazoa, Chordata, Actinopteri, Osteoglossiformes, Mormyridae. Gene Ontology annotation, biological process: neurotransmitter transport; synaptic vesicle exocytosis; regulation of neurotransmitter secretion. The record is from RefSeq and is a predicted model, not a curated record. Gene Ontology annotation, cellular component: terminal bouton; SNARE complex.
CCUCACCCGUCAGGGCUGAAGGCCGGUGAGGGGGGAUGUUUGAGGGCUAAUGAGCCUUGAGCCUGCGGAAUGACUCCCGCCUCAUCCUCCCCACUCAUGACUGGAAAAACGGUGUCAUGGUUACGAGAGAGGGCAGGCACGUGAGGCAGGCCAUUAGCGGGGAUUAAGGUCCCACUGAGGGAGGGGUGGGGGGCGGCUGAGCGAUUCCUUUAAGGACAUUUUGCUGAGCACGGGAAGCUGUGCCUCCCCUGACAGUCUGGCCCGGCCAAUGAUGCCCCCUGGAUGAUUCCUGCUUGCCGUCCCAGCUGACAAUACCCGCUGGAUAAUUUCUGAUGGCCCAGCCAAUGAUGCCCCCUGGAUGAUUCUUGAUGGCCCAGCUGACAACACCUGUUGGAUAAUUCCUGAUGGCCCAGCCCGGGCAACGACGCCCGCUGAAUAAUUCCUGCCGUCCUGUGGGGGAAAUGUGAAGCAGGACUAGCAGGCUGUAGUGGCCAUAUGACGUCGACACAGACCCGUGUUUUCAUUGCUCCUGUUACCCUGCCCUCAGUGACCUCCCUGGAAAUUGACAUGACAUUGACCACCCCCCCCCGUUGACAUCGAGGUCUGUGGCUUAAAUCCAUCCUCUUUGUGUUUCAUAUGUGUUCCCAGAACUUGGAAGUCUGGGAUUCUGAAUCUGAGCACAUACGGACACUGGGCUCACGAGCAGAGCUCGGACCUCCUGUCCUGUUCCCCGGAGUGUGGGCCUGUUGGUGAGGCUAACGGGAUUACCACAGUUUGUCUUAAGCUGCUUAAUCCAUUGGGCUGGGUCAGGCUGGCCUAUGACCUGUGAGGGAGAAGCUGUUACUCGCUGUAGGUGGGGCCGCUCACAUAAUUUAAGGUGGAAUGAAGAGGCAUUUCUGGCAGACCAAAGUCUGCAGCCAGUACUGCACCAUGCUGAUGCACAGUCACCGUGACUUGAAGCCUUGAGGUCCAGUCCUGUCCAUCCUUGACCCGGCCGGUCACUCACUAAGCGCCGGUCACCAAGGGUUUGGCCUUUUGAGAAACCGGGAAACGCAGGUUUGUGAGUGGGCAGAGGUGGGUACACUGAAGAACCGGGGAGGUUUUUAGAUGCCAGCCUGUAGACACCGUGUCAGCAGGGACGACGUGGCCACGUAGGCACAGCUGGCCUGAAGAGCAUGAGAAAGACGACACAGGUAUGGAUUCUGUGGUGAAGAGGACCCUGGCCGCCCCCUUCAAGCACCUCACAAGCUGCGUGUCCAGGGCCGAGGAGGGUGGCGAUGAGAGCAGAGCGAGGAGCCCCCCCACGGGGAGCAGGCUGGGUGCCCUGCCAGCGGCCCAGAUGCGUUCCUAUCGCGCCGAUUUAGAGAAGGAGAGGAAACUGCGGGCAGCCAGGGACGUGCAGAGGAAUGCGGAGCGUGCCGCGCUGAGGGCUCACUACCGGAGCAAGUACCGCCUGGCCGAGAGUCAGAAGGAUAUGAACCACUUGAAGGCGGUGGGGGGGAAAGUGGCCCUCCCCCGUGACCUGGCCGCAAUGGUGCGGCCCAGAGACCCCCCCGGACAUGAUGGGCAUGACCUGCUUAGCGCCUUGCGCCGCCUCAAGCCGAACGUGGGAAUGCAGCCAGGUUGCCCACGGACACCAACGCCCACCCCAGGCGCCGAGCAGUGCAGGGUCAUGUGAGGUGCUUCUGUCAGCUUAUUACAUGCUAACUGCUAAUUCGGUAUGUGAUGUAGGUAAACAGAAACUGGCGUUGCUAGUGUCUGAACCCUCCCUAAGUGUCACAGCUAAAAAAUGCUGCUCCUCUAGCAUGUGACUGUUAAAAUGUGAAGGGUGGAGUAAGCAUGUCACUGGAUAGGGGGCGCCGUGACUCAUCUCAUUCUGGCCUGGGUAUUUCAGCUGCCAGGGGCGUGUCGUGGUCACAUGGAUCCCACUGCUGCGUCCAUCUCUCCACUGAGUACGCCUCUGUUACCAGAAUGCUGCGUGUCUUCGUUUUAGCGCAGGUGCCGGGUAAUGAUGUGAAACGCACCGUCUAGCAGGUUGAUCGCCCCGUCAGGCUUUGCUGGAACUCUUCUGGACUUUUCCAUCCGUGUGACAUGGUCUGUGAUCACACACACACACACACACACACACGUCAUUUUCUUCCCCAGAUAAUUAGCACGCUGUGAGAAUUCUUAGUGCGGCCUCUGGUUCAAUUCGAAAGAUGCCCCUUUUCCUGAGGGCUGAUUUUCUGCAUUCUGAACGCUGCCGUCAAGAUUUGCCACCUUGUAACCUCUAGUAUGGAUGUACACCAUUCCAUGUGUGUCUUUUUGAUGGUUUCACUGGGGACAUACUGGCCAUGUUGUUGAAUGUUGUCAUUCCCAGUGACCCUUGAGAUAUUCCCAGUUACGUCACACUGCAUAACAUAAACUGUAUGUUCAUGUCCAUAAUAAAAUGUCCUUUUGCCAA